This is a messenger RNA of Nerophis ophidion (straightnose pipefish), 1864 nucleotides long. Its product is annotated as endonuclease/exonuclease/phosphatase family domain-containing protein 1-like. The transcript has 8 exons. Gene Ontology annotation, cellular component: plasma membrane. The record is from RefSeq and is a predicted model, not a curated record. Bases 199 to 1737 code for a protein of 512 amino acids. NCBI's taxonomy places the organism in Eukaryota, Metazoa, Chordata, Actinopteri, Syngnathiformes, Syngnathidae.
AAGCUAACAUGUCAGGAUCAAAGUUUGUUUAUCUGGCUUUUUUUUCUUUCCAACGCCACACUUUGACUCUUCUCUCCGGCAAAAGAGAGUUUAGUAAGGAUAUCUCUAUCCGGCUUUUUAUCAUUUUAGCAGCGCCGCACUGUGACGCUGACUGACAACUAAUUGUCCGUUGUUCUUGGCCCGAGACCGGCCCGAGUCAUGGGCGGCAGCCUGGGUUGCCACCGCUCCAUCCCCAGAGCCCCCGGCGACGUCAGCGGCAAAAGGCGCAAGCUGAGCGCGGCGUGCAACUUCGGAAGCGUCCUGGUGAGGCAGGAGCGUCUCAACAUCAACGCUGCCAGCGAGGAGGAGCUCAUGACCCUUCCCGGCGUGGACCGCAGCGUGGCCCGCAGCAUCGUGCAGUACCGGGACUGCAUCGGCGGCUUUAAAAAGGUGGAGGACCUGGCCCUGGUGAGCGGAGUCGGCGCCGCCAAGCUGGAGGCCGUCAAAGUCGAAAUCUGCGUUUGGGACAGAGGGAGCUGGUCUCGCCACUCGCCGGCUUCCCCGCGGAAAGACCGGGGUCAGCAGCCGGGCGGCGGGCCGGACGUGAGCGUUCCUGGUAUCACAGAGGAAGUACCAGGCGGUAUAGUCCGGGAUCGCACCUUCAGGAGCACGGAGGACCUGCUGAGGGCGGAGCACACCAGCCACCCUCCCCAGGUGGGUGACACCCACGGAAGACCCCCACACACGACCCGGUUGCACCCUGGCCCCGCCUCCCUCAGUCUGAAGAGCGACGCUGUGGACCUCCCGCCCGGCGGACCCGCCCAGGUGAUCUCCGUGCGAGCGAGCGCGCAGACGGCGGCCGUGCUGCGGCACAGGAAGUGCGUGGUGCGCGUGGCCACCUGGAGCCUGCAGAAGUGUUCCUGCGACAAGGCCAACAACCCCGGGGUCAGGGAGGUGGUGUGCAUGACCCUCCUGGAGAACGACAUCAAGUUACUGGCAGUGCAGGACCUGUUGGAAAAAGGUGUACUACAAAAGUUUUGUGCGGAGUUAAACCAAGGUACUCUGGCUAGUGUUGGCAAGUGGAAGAGGCCAAGAGGCGUAUGGAAAUGUUUGGAGUCUGAAGAAGUUUGCUGUAAGGAAGUGAGCUAUUCUGGCUUUCUGUGGGAUUCCACUAGUGUGCAGCUCCUGGAUGCUGCACUCUUAGAGUCUGCCAAAAACUGCGAUGGAGCCUCCACAAGCUUCCUGGCCCACUUCUCUAUUUCUUCUCACAAAGUGGCUGUGGUGAACGUCCACAUGCGACCCACACUUGGCCAGGAGCAGAGUGCAGAGGUCAAAGGUCGCCCCCUGUCUGCCAUCAUCCAGGAAACACUGAAAGGUGAGAAGGAGGUUGUGGUGCUGGGAGACUUUGGACGUCCUCCUCAGAGCGCUGAGCUGGACUUCCUGAGGAAAGAGAAGAUGUCUGCUCUGCUAGCAGCCAAGCACUUCACCAACAUCAGCACCAGCUGCCCUCAGGGAACACACUGCCUGGACAACAUCUGGCUGAGCCGCUCUCUCAAGAAGAUCUACUCUGGACAUUGCACGGUCGUACGAGAAGGUUUGACCAACCCUUGGAUUCCUGACAAUUGGUCAUGGGGGGGCGUGGCGUCAGAUCACUGCCCCGUGGUGGCCGACUUUUCUGCUGCCGCCUCGCGCAAACACGGCGGCGGGCCUGGCAUCAGCGCGUUGGAGCCGGCUGACCAGCCCAAACAUGAGCGAUGACCUCACUGCAACAACAAUGGUGACCACGCCUCGGACUUUACUCUAUCAAUGAUGUCAUCAUCUACAAAAUACACACGUAUGUGUUGAUGUAAUCGUGUACCUGUAUUUUGUACAUGAUGAUGUCAUC